UGGGCCAUUGGCAUUGGGUUCCUAAUCGUAUUUUGACAAGGAAACUCACGCUUAUUUUCCCUUUACAUAUAAAUAAACAAAUCGAAUUUGUGAAACUGUUUGACAAGUCACAACACAUUCAGUGCAGUUUUGAUCUGCCAUGUUGAUCCAUCAUUCAGUUGCCGGUUCCCUUUUCUCUUCGUCGGCAAACCCGGACGAUGAAGAAGGACAAGCUUAUGAACGUUUGAGAGAACAAAUUAAGGACGAGAAGUUUGCUAUAUACAGGGAACAAGUUUAUGCUUCGGGGGGUUUUGACGUGGACAGUAUUUCGGAUUCAUCGGUGUGCGAUGAAAUCGUGCCUCUUUUGCAUGUGGGAGAAGAGGCAGACGAUGAACUCAAAGUUAUGGCUGAUUUUGCAAUUGCACAACACAACAUAGAAAAUGGCUCUAAUCUCGAACUGGUCAAAAUUAUUAAAGCUAAUUAUGCAUUUGCGUCCGGCGUACUGUACUAUAUCACUUUAGACGCAAAGGACGAUGACAAAAAUACUGGUACAUAUCAAGCCGAAGUCUUUGAUGGAAUCACACAGCGACGGCUUGUAUUAUUUAGACCAUCGAGCAAUAAUAGUUUUGAUUAACUCUUGCAUCAUCUUCUUCGAUGUUAACAUAAUUUGCAAGUGAUGGACUUUCUUCUUCAACAUUAUUCAUUGCAGCAACUUCCCAGCUGCUACACUCUUUAUCAUUAGCUCUACUUCUUUCCCUAGAAGAAAGUAUCAUUAAUGUGGACCGAUCACAUAUAAAAGAUGAGCUAAACGCAAUCAAUGUAAAAAUGAAUAGCUAUUUAAACCGAUUUUUUGGCCUUGCUACUAUGUUUAUUUGAUUUAUAAUUGAAAUGCAUAGUUCUUGUGUCUGUGCGUUGGUGAUCUAAUAAUUAUUUAAGUUGUAUUCA
This is a messenger RNA of Mercurialis annua (annual mercury), 924 nucleotides long. RefSeq lists its product as uncharacterized. Lineage: Eukaryota; Viridiplantae; Streptophyta; Magnoliopsida; Malpighiales; Euphorbiaceae. Gene Ontology annotation, molecular function: cysteine-type endopeptidase inhibitor activity. Bases 140 to 613 code for a protein of 157 amino acids. The record is from RefSeq and is a predicted model, not a curated record. The transcript is spliced from 5 exons.